Messenger RNA from Syngnathoides biaculeatus (alligator pipefish), 898 nucleotides. RefSeq names its product chemokine (C-X-C motif) ligand 14 (gene cxcl14). Bases 188 to 487 code for a protein of 99 amino acids. Gene Ontology annotation, cellular component: extracellular region. The record is from RefSeq and is a predicted model, not a curated record. Gene Ontology annotation, biological process: cell chemotaxis; antimicrobial humoral immune response mediated by antimicrobial peptide. NCBI's taxonomy places the organism in Eukaryota, Metazoa, Chordata, Actinopteri, Syngnathiformes, Syngnathidae. The transcript is spliced from 4 exons. Gene Ontology annotation, molecular function: chemokine activity.
GGUGAGAGCCUCCGUGUGCGUGGACCUCCUCCGCGACAGACCCUUCCGCGCAAUCCACACCGCCAGUGGACUUUCAACUCGCCCACUUUUGGCAAUUCUUUUCUUUGUACUGUUUGGAUUUUUAUUUUUUUUUUAUUCUAAUAACUUUUUGACUUUUUUUCCCGUCUGUUUUUGAGGAGUUCCAGACAUGUUUCGGUGUACAGCAGCGCUACUUUUGCUGGUGGCGGCUUUGUACGUCCUUCAUGCGGAAGCCUACAAGUGCCGGUGCACCAGGAAAGGACCGAAGAUCCGCUACAAGGACGUACAGAAGCUGGAGCUCAAACCCAAACACCCUUUUUGCCAAGAAAAGAUGAUAUUUGUAACAAUGGAGAACGUGGCUCGGUUCAAGGGUCAGGAGUACUGUCUGCACCCCAAACUCCAGAGCACCAAGAACCUGGUCAAGUGGUUCCACAUCUGGAAGGACAAGCACAGGGUUUAUGAAUCUUAAACAGAAGAAGAAAAAUUAAAACAUCAAAAUAAAAGACGACGACUCCAACCACAUGGACUGUUUAUGAUGUUGCAGACAUCUGCAGUGUGUCCUUCUCCUCUUCCGUGGAAGCCAUCAAGAGAUAAACCUAAUAAUUACCUUACUUUUUAAUGUUUAUAUGUUGUUGUUGAUGAUGAUGAUGCCACACAAAUAUACCUGCAAAUAUGUACAACAUGCAUAGCUCUUGUUUUGUAUGCAUUCCAAUGUAAAAGUGCAUUUUGUAAACAUUGUAGCCUAUUAGCAUCUUUAAAGUGUGUAGAAAAAAAAAGCAUUGUAGUUUUAUGUUUUUUUUUUUUUUUUACCAACACACCGUUCAACAUUCCAUCGUGUAUAUAUAAAAAAAUAAUAAUAAACAGAGCAAUAAAGUGUCCA